AUGGUGGAAAUCGCCGAACUGGAAAAUCCAAUUAACCUACAACGAAACAAAAAAGUCCGACUGACUACCUUUACUUCAUCCGCAUCCCUUGUUCUUUCCUGGCCAUUUCCUUUAAUUAUUCUCUGUUUUCAAUCAAAUCAACGACUUAUUUUUGAUCCCCGAAUAUAUACUGCUCUUAUAAUGUCAUUUCUUUUUUCUGGCUCCGUAAAGCGCCUUCUUCUUCAACGGUUCAUCAAGCCAACUUUUUUAAACGCUGUUAUACCCACCGUUCUGACUCUUAUUGGGAAUGGUGUGUUUAUGACUGCUCUUUAUAAGGGCGACAAUUGGAAUUUUAUUUCUGUCUUCUUCAUGGUGGGAAGUCGUCUAUGCUUUGGCUGGUCAACUUAUACAGCUGAAGACUAUAACCGUCGUGCUAAGAAUGCUACAAAAUCUGACAGAGAAAAAUUGCGUCUCAAGCAGCGUGUCGAAGAUAUGGUACCAGACUUACAAGAUGCUGCUUUUCAUGCCGGUGUCAUUGUCGCCCUGAUCGUUUGCUUCAUUCUUGAAGUAUGUUUUCUAUCUGUCGGUCCUCAAAUGUCAGAAUUCUACUCAGUAUUGAUUCUCUCUGGAUUCUCCUCUUUAAUAUCUUUUUUAUCUGUUCCAAGUUUACACAAAGCUGUAAACGGAAUUGUGGGGGUUCCUGUAAGUGGAAUGAAUGACGACCAUGAGCCUUCCUCAAAUCAAGAAACUAAUCAAUCUCGAUCUGAUAUGGCAGUUAUCAGUACAACAUUCACUUCUGCCGUGAUAUCCAGGAACAAUUAUUUCAUCUCAACUCUUUUCACCUCUCUCUCUCGCUACGAACAUCCACCCGGUCAACUCAUAAUGAUGCUAUUCUCCGCGCUCCUCACCACUUCGACAAUCCUCUUUGACUAUCUCCUUCUACCCUACCUUGUUGUGUACAUGCGACGCUAUCUCUUCACUGCAAACAAUGGGACCUACUUUCCCUUUCCUGACUUUGUCUUUAUCUACGCCACACUCUUUGCAUCAGAACUGGUCCUUCGAACCUUGGUUCUCGAAUACACUGAUUUUGGCUUGCGAGCUCUUCGAUGGGCUCAUUCAACCCUUAUUGGAUCGUUGGCAGGUGUAGCAGGUGUAUCAUUUCUUAUGCCUACUAUCCUCUAUGUGUUAACUAACUCGACCUUCAGAUUGGAACACAGCGUUUACGGACUUGGAUUGUUUGUGGUAUGUGUGGUGCAGGGACUCCUGAAAGCAGCACAUGAUCUGAUUGGUGGAGUUCUCUUCACAAAGUACUGCGAUAUUGACUUGCGUCAGUUGAGGAGGGUCGCGGAGACGGGGGAACAGUUACUUGGAGUUAUGCGAUGUUUCUUUGCAGCCGUCUUCUUCAUUAUUGGGGGAGCGGUGCUGUAUCACCAGCGUUUCAUGGCGGCUCUUAUGAUGAUAGACGUGGUUUAUACCAUGGCACUUUCAGUGGCUGUUUGGGGAUUCGUCAAAGUCUACUCACACGAAAAAUCAGUUCAAGUUCGAAUUGAGUUCCCGAAUUGA
Molecule: messenger RNA, 1542 nt
Organism: Rodentolepis nana
Lineage: Eukaryota; Metazoa; Platyhelminthes; Cestoda; Cyclophyllidea; Hymenolepididae
Source: the annotation of a GenBank genome assembly